Messenger RNA from Saccostrea cuccullata (small rock oyster), 1155 nucleotides. RefSeq names its product scavenger receptor cysteine-rich domain superfamily protein-like. The transcript is spliced from 7 exons. Gene Ontology annotation, cellular component: membrane. The record is from RefSeq and is a predicted model, not a curated record. Bases 23 to 997 code for a protein of 324 amino acids. Lineage: Eukaryota; Metazoa; Mollusca; Bivalvia; Ostreida; Ostreidae.
GAAAACAUGGUUCUUAAACAAAAUGAGUUGUAAUGGAAGUGAGGAUUCCUUGUUAGAAUGUGCAAGAUCAGGAUCCAGCAGUUGUAACUUAGCUGGAGUUAUGUGUUACUACACUGUAAAAGGUAGAGUAAGAAUUGUUAAUGGCAGCUAUCCAGAUGAAGGAUAUGUUGAGGUUUUGGUUUACGACAAAUGGAGAAAAGUGUGCAGCACUAAUUGGGACACAAAAGACGCAGCUGUUACAUGCCAGAGUCUAGGGUUUUUAGGUGGUGCUCCAACUUCGUUUCCAGCUGUAGAAAAGAGGAAUGAAACCAAUUGGUUCUUAGACAGCAUGGAUUGUAAUGGAGAUGAAGAUUUUUUGUUCGAAUGUGCAGCCAGAGGAUCCACUACUUGUAGUUCUGGUCGAGAGGCGGGAGUUAGUUGUUAUAGCCACACAAUAUAUGGUACUGUUAGAAUUGUUAGUGGUAGCUCUCCAAAUGAGGGUGUAGUUGAGGUUUUGAAGAAUUAUCGGUGGCGUAGUGUAUGUAAGGAAAGAUGGAACAAAAAUAACGCUGAUGUGACGUGUAAAAGUUUAGGAUUUUCAGGAGGGUUUCCAGUUUCAUCGCUGAUGUUUGUAGAGGAUACGGACUAUGCCUACAUGUUAGGUUCCAUGAACUGUGUAGGAGACGAAGAUUCUUUAUUACAGUGUUUUAGAUCAAUCACCCCAUCCAGCAGUUGUUACAGCAGAGGAAAAGCCGGGGUAGUCUGCUAUCGUUCAAUAAAUGACACACUAAGAUAUUUAAUUGAAACCACUGCAGAAGAGAAGAAAGCAGUUAAACCUAAAUUAUAUAUAAAUGGUACUUGGAGAGAAUUAUGCAAGGAUAGCUUGGAUGACAGAAAAGCAAAUGUCAUCUGCAAUAGCGUUGGAUUCUCAGGAUAUCACAAAUCAGUACGCAGAGGGAGUGAAUUUGGAAAUCCUUUGGUAAACAAUAUAAAUGCAGUGGAGGGGAAAACAAUUUAACUGAAUGUGAAUAUGGGGCAUUUAGUUCUGGAGACUGCAGUGCUGAUGGUAGUGUGGAAAUUGAAUGUUAUACAGGAGAUGUGAAAAGUAUGUUUCUGAUCAAAAUAUUCAUUUUAAAAAAACCCAUCACGUUUAUAUAAAAAAAAAUUCACAGGGUA